This is a messenger RNA of Pseudophryne corroboree (corroboree frog), 2201 nucleotides long. RefSeq lists its product as uncharacterized. Lineage: Eukaryota; Metazoa; Chordata; Amphibia; Anura; Myobatrachidae. The coding region runs from base 78 to 2201 and encodes 707 amino acids. The record is from RefSeq and is a predicted model, not a curated record. The transcript is spliced from 8 exons.
CCAACACAAUAUUUCAACUAAUUCGUUUGAUAGAUAUUAACCGUCUCUCAUUUUCAUUAUUGGUUCAGAGACAGACAAUGCAGAACAUCAACAACAAAAACACUUUCAUGGUUAGAAACAGAUCUUCUUCUUCUGAUGAUGAUGAUGCUUUGCCAAGUUAUCAAACCUCUCAAAUAAUCACAAAUACAGAGAAUCUCGAUUUGUCUGUUGAUAGUCCCUUUGGCUUAGACUUCAGCGCUAUACCGGAUUUUAAUAAUAUUUUGGAAUUGGCGCCAGAUUAUGCCACAAAAAUGGAUGAUGCGACGGCUGAUGUUAUUCUACGGGAUAUAUUGAACAAACCUGAUUAUUGUCACAACACAUCUAUACAGAACAGCAAUGUUGUUGAUGAGCAACCGUUUUUCCCACACGCGACAGGGGGUCGUGCUAAAACAUUCGAAUAUAAAGCAGGUAUUACAGAUGAGGCUGUAGCAAUGCGUUAUGCGCCGACGAUACCAUCAGGAUGUGAUUCAGUAGCGCAAAUACACCGUCUUAGUACAAGCGGGAAAAUAUCAAAACGCACAACCGCCGCUGAAACGGAAAGCCAUCAAUUCGCAGCAGCAGAUGACGCUGUAGCAAGACGCUAUGCUCCUUUGAUACCAACAGUCAGUGAUACAUGCUCGCAGAUACACAGGCCUAGUACAAGCGGGAAAAUAUCAAAACGCACAACCGCCGCUGAAGCGGAGAACCAUCAAUUCGUAACGCCGGCAAUUGUACAUAAGAACGUUGCUAGGUCAUCAGUUAUGGCUGUGCAUAACGGCUGUAUCGUACCGAACAAACGAAAGCCGGCUCGACCAAGAACGAAUGAGAGAAGUCAUAAUUCAACAUUUACAGAUCUGAAAAGAAAAUUGUCAUAUUCCGAAAAUGAUAAGCCACAACGGAGAAGGAUCGCGUUACAAACUGUAUCAUGCGUAAGUAAUGAUGUUGCUGUAACAUCAAAACACACAGCGUUUAACACUGCAGACCGGGGUGUCGCUGGUAAUACAAAGACUGUAAAGGUUAAGAGGGCAUCGCGUCUCUCAAGAAGUAAUGUUAAGCAAUUGUCGCAAUCCGCUGUAAUCACAAUUCCAGAUACACAGGUUUGUUCUGAAACAGAAACAAGGCACAUAGCAGGCAUUGGUUUGUUAUCAAAUAUUGACUCAAGAAGUAAUGUUAAGCAAUUGUCGCAAUCCGAUGUCAUCACUAUUACCGAUACACAGGAUUGCUCUGAAACAGAAACAAGACACAUAGCCGGUAAUCCUGUGAUAUCAGAUAUUGAUGACAUAAAUGGGCAAGAGCUUAUUACAAAUUGUGUAGAGUCAACGACACAAGAUCCGCAGAAUAGCUCUGAUGAAGUAUUAUCAGCCGUUGCAGGAAUACCUGGUAAUACUACAACGGUUGAUUGUGUAACAUCAAUGCCCAAUAUUUUUACAACGACAGCCCUGGUACACGCAUCGGCUGAUGCUUGUGUACCGGCGCGAGGGCUAGCGCCCGACAUAGUUGAUGAAUGUCAAAAUUCAGAACAAUUAGGCCAAGACGCUGAAAUACAAUUUUACGCGUUGUUGGGUAAGAUACGGGAAGAUGUUGAGAACAUGGGCGUAAAAAAUCUUCCAGCAGCAUUUUCACUGGAGCCUCAUUACUCUAUGUUGUUGGGGGACCCUGCUCCUUCCACUAUACAGGGACAAACUGGCCCACAGAGUAGCGGAAUUGCUUUUGGAUUGGAUAAAGAUUUGGCAGAAGUACAGAAGACAGAGAGCUGUAGGUGCAGAAGCAUCAAAACGGAGAAAACUAAAUACACAGAAGUCAUCAUUAAUGGUAAUAAAUUGAAGAUUCAUGACUUCAUCACAUGCAAUACUUCCAGUGUCAUCUACCUCAUCAUGUGCAAAUGCGGUAAAUCCUAUGUGGGUAGAACUUCAAGGGCCUUGAAAACACGCAUAGGGGAACAUUUGCGCAACAUCCGUAAAGGCCUUGCCACCCACCACCUCUCAGACCACUACCGGAAGGAACAUCAGUGUUCCACCAAUUCAAUUGCCUACUUUGUAGGUCUCCGGAAUAUCAGGUCCACAUGGAAAGAUAGGAAUCUAGAAGCCAACCUAGCAAAAGCAGAAAUGAGGAUGAUAUUCAAUUUACAAACGCUUUCCCCCAAUGGUCUUAAUCAAGACUUUGAAAUCAAAUGGUUUCUUUAA